Messenger RNA from Neospora caninum, 1038 nucleotides. RefSeq names its product SRS domain-containing protein. The transcript has a single exon. NCBI's taxonomy places the organism in Eukaryota, Apicomplexa, Conoidasida, Eucoccidiorida, Sarcocystidae. Bases 1 to 1038 code for a protein of 345 amino acids. The record is from RefSeq and is a predicted model, not a curated record. Gene Ontology annotation, cellular component: membrane.
AUGAGCCGAGUCGGUUUUAUACACGGGAUUUUUCGGUGCGGUCUCGCCAUUUUUUUGGCUGGCGCGCUUCUGGAACCGAUUUCGUCUUCUGCAUCUGGAGAAGACCCCGCGACCGCCACCGUGCCAAGCUGCGACGCGACGGGAAGGGCAACGGGCCCGCUUAGAGAAGAGCUUACUCUGACUCUCACUCCUGGCGAAGACAGCGUUUCGUUCAUGUGUAGCUCCAGUCAGCAAACAACUCGGCAACCAGAAGAGGGGAAAGUCUAUGGCGAUGAUUGCUCUUCUGAUGAAGACCUGACGUCAGUGUUUGAACGUGCAACGCUAGACGAAGAACACGAAACAGGCAACCAAAAGACAACCUACAAAUUGACAGUCCCAAAGACUUCCCGCACGGCAAGGAAAGUUCUGUGCUAUAAAUGUGCCGUGAAUGUGGGAAGGAAACGCGCUACAGAAAGCGAGGGGCGUCAGCCUGAAGCUGGAAACGAGUGCAAGGUCAAAAUCACCGUUGAGCAGGUCGAGCAAACGACGCCUGAACCCGAGGAAAAUGCCGAGCAACAAGCAGGGCCCAUCGAAUGCACAGGUAGUGACACAAUGAAGGAGGCAAGUGUCUCCGCAGAAUCUCCUCUCUCAUUCAAAUGUGGAGCUGGAAUGUCCCUGCACCCGACAAAUUUGACAGACGUGUUUGAUGACCAGGACGGGAAGUGCGCCGCUGAGGUUGCGCUGCAGACUCUCGUUGACGCCACAUUAACAAAAACUGACGCUGAAGCCACACAUAACGAACAGCCAGUAUACCGGCUUGUUGUGAAAACGGCUCCCCCUGAAGACACUGCCCUCUGCUACAAGUGCGUACCUUCAUCGCCCAGCGAAACAGAAAUAGAGAUACAAUCUGAAGGAGAAUCGACAGCGAAGGAAUGCCUUCUGAAAAUAUCUGUGAAGGGAAGCGCGUCUUCCGCGUUUUCACCGACCUGGGGACCUGCCCACGGAGCCGCUGCUUUCUUUGUGGCAGCACAAUUGUUGCGAGGCAUGGUUGGCGCGUAG